GCUUCUGUCAAACGGGCGGACGGAGGCCGAGAAGAAAAAAGGCGGGAGCCGCCAAUUCCAGGUGGAGCAACAUGGCGCGGGAGGAUGAGAUGCAGGAGUUCACCCGUAGCUUCUUCCGAGGCCGCCCAGACCUCAGCACGCUUACGCACUCCAUCGUGCGGCGGAGGUUCUUGGCUUAUGCGGGCCGCGACCACCUGGAACCUGAGGAGAAGCAGGCGCUGAAAAGGCUAGUGGAGGAGGAGCUGCUGAAAAUGCAGGUGGAUGAAGCGGGUACCAAGGAAGAGAGGCGCGACCUUGCCAAGAAGGCGAAGAGGUCUCCCACCACCUGCCGUGAUCCAGAGAGAAAAAGGUUCCGUUUCAAUUCAGAGUCAGAGCCCAGCUCUGCAGCCUCCAGUCCAGACUGCCUCAGCCCCCCAGCAAAAAAUGGGAUGACAGCAGAAGUCAGUCCAGCUGAGGAUGAGAGUCCAAAGCAAGCCUCAAAGGCAGUUGAGCAGAGCAGUGAUGAAGAAGAACAGAGGAACCUGAAUGCAAAGAUUGGAUUAGAGAAGGAGGUGGUGAAGGAGAGUAGUGAGGAGGAGGAGGAGGGCUCUGCCAGAACGAGCAAGGUCUGGAAAGAGAGCAGUGAGGAAGAGGAAGAUGAGGAAAAUGAAGGGAAGGAGGAGGAGGAGGAGGAGGAAAAGGAGCCCAAGGGCAGGACUAGGAAGAAGCCUGGGACAAAGAACAAGCAGGCACAAGGCAAGGCCUCAGCCAGUAGGAAGCAGGCCAGGGAGGAGAGUGAGGACGGUGAGGAGGAACGUGCCCAAAGGACAGGAAGGAAGGUGGAGGGGAAGAAAGGAACUAAAAGCCAUGAGGAAAGUGAAAAGGAGAGUGAGGAGGAGGAGGAGGAGGCCCUAGCCAAGAAGAAAGAAAGAGAGGAGGGGGAUUGGAAACCCAGAGCUCAGGGCAAUGGAGGAAAAAGUUCAGCUUGGGAGAAGAGGAGCUGUAAGCAGAAAAGUAGGGCAGCAAGGCUGCUGGGAGACUCAGGGGACAGAGAGGAACAGAAGGAAAUAGCAGCAGCAGGCAGUGGGGAUACCAGUGGGGAAGAUGAGGAGCCCCUGGUGCAGAGGAAGAGCAAGGACAAGACCCAGUGGAAGGGUGAAAAAAGGCAGAGUGGGAACAGUGAGGAGGAUGCGGAAGAUAGCUGGAGGAAGGUGAAACCAACUACUGGAAAGACAGCCAAAGUGGGCAGUUUCAACAGUGAGGCAAGUGACUCAGAGAAGGAGGUGAGUGAUAGCCAGGCAGAGGGGAGCCCCAAAAGGGAGAGGAAGAACCGCUCUUCCCAGAAGAGCUCCAAGAAAGGCAGGACACGAAGCUCCUCCUCUUCUUCCACAGGGGACAGUCCAGAACCCAAAGGUGGGAAGGCUGGCUCUGGUCGCCGUGGUGAGGACCACCCGGCUGUGAUGAGGCUAAAGCGCUACAUUCGGGCCUGUGGUGCCCAUCGAAACUACAAGAAGUUGCUGGGCUCUUGCCGCUCACACAAGGAACGCCUGAGUGUUUUCCGGGCAGAGCUGGAAGCCCUGGGCAUGAAGGGUAACCCUUCCUUAGAGAAGUGUCGGGCCCUGAAGGAACAGCGGGAGGAGGCAGCUGAGGUGGCCUCCUUGGAUAUUACCAACAUCAUCAGCAGUUCAGGCCGGCCACGUAGACGCACAGCCUGGAACCCUUCAGGAGAAGCAUCCCCACCAGGGGAGCUAUACCGCCGGACCCUAGACUCCGAUGAAGAGCGGCCCCGCCCCCCACCUCCAGACUGGUCCCACAUGCGUGGCAUCAUCAGCAGUGACGGGGAGAGCAACUGAGCUCCAGCUCCUCCACCCCCUGGUCCCCAGGAAGGACUUUCCACUUGUAGAAAGCAUAUGUAGCAACCCCCCACCCUACGCCUGCAGAGCAGAAGCAGCCUUCUUCAGAGAAGACCUGUAGCCCGCAGGGACACAAGUUAUUGGGAUCCUACUUCUCAGCUCCACAUUCUGUUUAAGGUGUUUACAGGAAUUUAUUUUUUAAGACUCAAUAAAGGAGUGUUUGAAUCACCUCAUCAAAA
This is a messenger RNA of Vicugna pacos (alpaca), 2071 nucleotides long. RefSeq names its product HIRA interacting protein 3 (gene HIRIP3). Lineage: Eukaryota; Metazoa; Chordata; Mammalia; Artiodactyla; Camelidae. The record is from RefSeq and is a predicted model, not a curated record. Gene Ontology annotation, cellular component: nucleus.